Messenger RNA from Guyanagaster necrorhizus, 1038 nucleotides. RefSeq lists its product as uncharacterized. Lineage: Eukaryota; Fungi; Basidiomycota; Agaricomycetes; Agaricales; Physalacriaceae. Gene Ontology annotation, cellular component: Holliday junction resolvase complex; nucleus. The coding region runs from base 95 to 775 and encodes 226 amino acids. Gene Ontology annotation, molecular function: crossover junction DNA endonuclease activity. The transcript is spliced from 2 exons. Gene Ontology annotation, biological process: resolution of meiotic recombination intermediates; mitotic intra-S DNA damage checkpoint signaling; double-strand break repair. The record is from RefSeq and is a predicted model, not a curated record.
CCUGUCGUCCCUCAAGGAGAGACUUCGGGGACUCGGCGGCACACUGUUAUUUGGAAACCAGCUGCUUCGGGAUUAUCACACGAUACAGUGGAGGAUGUGGUCCAAUAAGCGAUGCAACGCGGAAACGAGAAAUUGGAUACCUUGUGAAGAGUACGAGGUCUUGCAGUCCACGGCGUUGCUCUACCUCACCGGCGCGAAUUUGGUGCAUUUGGUGCCCACAAAGAUGUUGUUACAGAUCGUCAAGGAUUUUCGCGACGCCCACGGCAGCAAUUCGAGCCACCAUCAGACUUUUAUCAUGGUCGAGCAUCUGGAGGAGGGACAGCGCAACGACGCCUACGAGGCUUUUGCAAGUUUGAAUAUCACUUGCCAUACGCAUCACGUUUUUGUUGAAAGCGUCGAAGAGGUUGUUGAGCGGUUAUAUAACAUCACUGCUGAUAUAGGCAUCAAGUCAUACAAGUGCGUAGCAUCUGCAACAGUCCUUGAAUAUGACCAAACUUUUCGGCAACUGAUCGAACGGUCGCACCUCCCAUUUUGUGCGGAUUUCAAGCAAGUUGAAACCGAAAACACCUACAAGGAAAUUUGGAACUGGAUGCUCCGCCAGAUUCCUGGCGUGACAUUUUCGGGCGCGCAAGACAUCGUGGACGAGUAUCCCACAUUCUCAAGUCUUUUUCAGAAGUAUGCUGAGAAUCCGACCGCCGGCGAGCUUUUACUCCAGGAUUGUGUCGUAAGUAAUUCCUCUAGUCCUUCCAGUUUAUCAUUAAUCUUUUUGACGUAGGUCCACACACGGGCAGAUGGUAUGCCAAAUGCUAGGAGGCUGAACAAGGCACUUUCGACGAGAGUUCAUGCAGUGAUUUAUGGUCAAGAUGAGUUGGAAAUAGUUGCUAGAGGUGCUUGAUAAGUUAUCUACCUGAAUUCCUUGCUCAGUCUUUCCACACCAUCUUUUGGUCAUAUCCUCCUUUAAUGCUUCAGUACUUUUUGGACCUUUAUACCGAUAGACCUGACGAUGGACAGACUCCCAAUGCAGGUCAGUGGUCCGCU